Mangifera indica (mango) is the source of this 5460-nucleotide messenger RNA. RefSeq names its product DNA-directed RNA polymerase I subunit 1. Gene Ontology annotation, biological process: DNA-templated transcription. The transcript is spliced from 21 exons. Lineage: Eukaryota; Viridiplantae; Streptophyta; Magnoliopsida; Sapindales; Anacardiaceae. Gene Ontology annotation, cellular component: RNA polymerase I complex. Gene Ontology annotation, molecular function: DNA-directed RNA polymerase activity; DNA binding. The record is from RefSeq and is a predicted model, not a curated record. The coding region runs from base 170 to 5341 and encodes 1723 amino acids.
ACAUAAAAACGAAGGGGAAAGACGCCUCCCUUAAACCUCACUUGAACCUCUGAAGCCCCUGUUAUUACUCCGUGCUUUCUUCCGCCGUCUCCGUGAACGCAGGCCAUUCAAAGUUCUUAACUCGACCUUGCUGUUGUAUAGUCUUCUUUAACGCCAUCACGGAUCAAUCAUGAAUCCAACGGCCGAGGUUGCAACGGAGGCCGUAAAAGCAGUUUGGUUCAGUCUUUUGACAGAUGAAGAAGUUCGAAAGCAUAGUUUUCUUAAGAUCACAGAACCCCAAUUAUUGGACCAGCUUGAUAGACCCUUGCCUGGUGGAUUGUAUGAUCCUGCUUUGGGCCCUUUAGAUGAGACUUCACCUUGCAAAACUUGUGGCCAACGUCAAUUUAACUGCCCGGGUCAUUUUGGUCAUAUUGACCUUGUUUUUCCAGUUUAUAAUCCCUUGCUGUUCAAUUUUCUUUAUAACCUUCUACAGAGGACCUGUUUCUUUUGCCAUCAUUUUAGGGCUGGCAGGAGUGAGGUUGAGAAAUGUGUUUCUCAAUUGGAAUUCAUCAUAAAAGGAGAUAUUGUUGCUGCCAAAAGGUUGGAGUCACUAAAUGAAUCCUUGAAUCCAGAGGACAGUGAUGGGAGCCAUAAAUCAUGUUCUUCUGUUAACUCUGCUGUACAAUGUGACAAUGUCAACAAUUUAAAGCAGCAAAUAUGGACAUCACUUCAGUCUUCCGAGGCAAAGUCGGUUUUACAAGAUUUUCUAAAUAUUAAACCCACAAAGUGUCGGAAUUGCAAAGCAAAAAAUCCUUCUAUCAGCAAGCCUACUUUUGGAUGGAUUCACAUGAGUGGUAUGUCACGUGCCCAUAUCAGAGAAAAUAUUAUUAGAGGCCGCACAAUAGGAGAGUCAUUUGCUGGUGAGACAGAACCUGAUGGAGACGACUCUAGUGAUGUUGAUACCGCUGAAACACCUGCAUUUGGUGAUACAGCUGGAAGAAGGUAUCAGAAAGAUUCUGGAAAAAUGCCUUAUGAGCUCAAAAACCAAAAGGAUUCAUUUUCUGGACCUUUAUUGCCAUCAGAGGCUAAAAAUAUUGUGAAGAAUUUGUGGGAGAAUGAGGUUGAACUUUGUUCAUUCAUCACUGAUAUGCAGCAGCAAGGAUUUGGAAAGAAAGCAGGUCACUGUAUAUUCUUCUUAGAGACCAUUCUUGUACCUCCAAUAAAAUUCCGCCUCCCUUCUAAGGGGGGUGAUUCUGUGAUGGAGCAUCCACAAACUGUAUUGCUGAGUAAGGUUAUGCAAUGCAAUAUAUAUUUGGGAAAUGCUUAUGUUAACAAGUCAGAACACUCAAAAAUAAUUGCUCGGUGGAUGGAUCUUCAGCAAUCCAUAAAUGUGUUUUUUGAUGGCAAAACUGCCACAGGUCAAGGUCAAAGAGAUUUAGCUUCAGGAAUAUGCCAGUUGUUAGAAAAAAAGGAAGGCUUAUUCCGUCAGAAGUUGAUGGGAAAGAGGGUUAACUUUGCGUGCCGGUCUGUCAUUUCUCCUGAUCCUUAUUUAGCUGUGAAUGAGAUUGGAAUUCCUCCAUAUUUUGCGCUAAGGCUAACCUAUCCAGAGAGGGUGACCCCUUGGAAUGUUGUAAAGUUGAGGGAUGCAAUUAUCAAUGGUUCUGAGAAUCAUCCUGGGGCAACACACUAUGUUGACAAGUUCAAUACUAUGAGAUUGCCACCAAACAGAAAACAGCGUGUUUCCAUCUCAAGAAAGCUUCCUUCAUCAAGAGGUUCUUUUGUGCAACCUGGCAUGGACUCUGAAUAUGAAUUUGAAGGUAAAACAGUAUAUCGACACUUGCAAGAUGGGGAUGUUGUGCUUGUCAAUCGACAGCCUACACUUCACAAACCCAGUAUAAUGGCUCACGUUGUUCGGGUGCUCAAGGGGGAGAAGACACUUCGUAUGCACUAUGCAAAUUGCAGCACUUAUAAUGCUGAUUUUGAUGGUGAUGAAAUGAAUGUUCAUUUUCCUCAAGAUGAAAUAUCUCGUGCUGAAGCUUAUAACAUUGUCAAUGCAAAUAAUCAAUAUGUUAGACCUUCCAAUGGUGAUCCUCUUAGAUCCUUGAUUCAGGAUCAUAUUGUUAGUGCAGUUCUCCUUACAAAAAAGGAUACCUUUUUAAAUUUUGACGAGUUUAAUCAGCUUCUGUAUAGUUCUGGUGUGCUUAGUAGUGGGCUGGGUUCUUUUUCUGGCAAGCCGGGCCAGAAAGUUUCCAUGUCAAGUUCAGAAGAAGAAGUGCUGCCCCUUCAGCCCACAAUAUGGAAGCCAGAGCCCCUUUGGACAGGAAAGCAGAUCAUUACUGCUGUGCUAAAUCAUAUUACAAAGGGGCACCCCCCAUUUACUGUUCAACGAGAUGGGAAAAUCCCACAAGAUUUUUUCAAGACUAGACCUAAUGAAGGUCAAUUUAGUGACAAAGAGGGGAAUGACGGAGGCAAAUUGAGCACAAAGAAUAAGAUGUCUAAAGCUAAACAAAAUAAAGAAAGAGAGGUUGGUGGAAAUAAACCUAUUGAUAUUAAAGAGGCUGCCAAGAAUAUAUCAAAGCGAAAUGAGCUUAAUGAAGAAAAACUUUUAAUCUAUAAAAACGACUUUGUACGUGGUGUGAUUGACAAGGCCCAAUUUGCCGACUUUGGUUUGGUUCAUACAGUGCAGGAGCUGUAUGGAUCAAAUACAGCAGGCAUUUUGCUUUCAGCAUUGAGCCGUAUAUUCACUGUUUUUCUGCAGCUGCAUGGCUUUACAUGUGGAGUAAAUGAUCUUUUGAUAAGGAAUGAAAAAGACAGAGAAAGGAAGAAGCAACUUGAGGAGUGUGAAAAAAUAGGCAAAGAAAUUCAUCUGAAAGCUCUUCAGCAUGAGGAUGAUGCUGAUGUCAAGGAUGUUAUUGAAGUUAAGGACAGUGAUGAAAUUGACCCUAGAAAAUUGAUAUUGAAAAUAGAAAAGACUAUACGUAGUGGUGGAGAAGCUGCUAUAGCUUAUUUUGAUAGGCAGAUGACAGGUGCACUCAAUAAGUGCACAAGCUCUGGUGUCAUCAAUGAGCUUUUGUCUGAAGGAUUAGUAAAACCUACUGGAAAGAAUUGCAUAUCCCUUAUGACAACGUCCGGGGCUAAAGGUAGUAAGGUUAAUUUUCAGCAAAUAUCUUCUCAUUUGGGUCAACAAGAAUUAGAAGGCAAACGAGUCCCUCGAAUGGUUUCUGGAAAGACUUUACCCAGCUUUCAUCCAUGGGAUUGGACACCUCGAGCAGGGGGCUUUAUUAUUGAUCGAUUUCUUACUGGUCUUCGUCCGCAAGAAUAUUACUUCCAUUGUAUGGCUGGUCGUGAAGGGUUGGUUGAUACUGCAGUCAAAACAUCUCGCAGUGGAUACCUGCAAAGAUGCCUAAUAAAAAAUCUUGAGUCCCUGAAAAUUUCUUAUGAUCAUACUGUUCGUGAUGCUGAUGGUUCCGUUAUUCAAUUUCUAUAUGGAGAAGAUGGUGUGGAUGUCCAUCAAACAAGCUUUAUCACAAAAUUUGAAGCCCUAGCAGCGAAUCAAGAAAUGAUUUACAAAAAGUGUGGUGAUCAGCUUGAUUCAUCCAAUGGUUAUAUUAUGGAUUUGCCGGAUGCUCUUAAGGACAAAGCAGAGAAGUUUGUUGAUGAACACCCAUUGAAAGAACGGAUCUUCUCUAAUUUAAUGAAACAACAGGACUUCUUGAAAUUACUGAAGCACAAGUUCAUCUUAAGUCUUGCCCAGCCAGGAGAACCUGUUGGCCUGCUGGCUUCUCAAUCUGUGGGAGAACCUUCUACACAGAUGACGUUGAAUACUUUUCAUCUUGCUGGGCGAGGUGAAAUGAAUGUCACGCUUGGAAUUCCACGUCUACAAGAAAUCUUGACAAUUGCUUCAAAGGAUAUUAAGACUCCAGUGAUGACAUGCCCCUUGCGUGUUGAGAAGACACAGGAUGAUGCCAAACGUCUUGCUGACAAGUUGAAGAAAAUAACAGUGGCUGAUAUAGUUGACAGUAUGGAAGUAUCUGUCAUGCCAUUUGCUGUCCAUGAUGACCAGACAUGUAGUAUUUACAAGCUCAAAAUGAAGCUUUACAAACCUAAACACUAUCCAAAGCACGCCAAUAUCUCUGUGAAAGACUGGGAAGAAAUUUUAGAGGUUGUGUAUGUCAGGGAGUUGGAGGAUGCAAUACAGAAUCAUAUGGUUUUGCUCUCCAAAAUUAGUGGCAUCAAAGAUUUCUCCUCAGGUUUGCCACCGAGGGCUUCAAAUGAGGAUGGAGAAGUUUCUGUCAGCAGAUCACAAAAUAAGGGAGAAAAUGAUGAUGAUGUAGAUGAUGAGGAUGGCGUAGAGACUGAGGACCUUGGGUUGGAUGCACAAAAGCAAAAGCAGCAGGCUACAGAUGAGAGAGAUUAUGAGGAUGAUUCUGAAGAGGAACUGAAUGAAGGGUCAUCAGCUGGAUUUGGAAGUGAAAUUGAUCAGGCAGAGAAUGAUGAUGAACAUGAUGAGAGUGAAAAGGAGAUUGAAAAUGAUCAGGUGGAAAAUGAAGUUGAAAUUAGUAAGGAUCAAACCUCUGAAAGUCUGUCACACCUUGAAGAAUCCUCUAUAACAAGUCCAAGCAAGAAGACGGCCAAACGAAAGAAGAAAGCCAGGGCAAAAUUAGUGAAAAAGGAAACAGAUAGAUCAAUUUAUGUAGCAGCAAAAGGUUACCACUUUGAGGUUCAUUUUAAAUUUAUAAAUGAACCUCACAUUUUACUGGCUCAGAUUGCUCAGAAUACAGCCAAGAAGGUUGCCAUUCAGAGGUCUGGAAAGAUAGAUCAGUGCAGAGUUAUUAACUGCAAAGAAAAUCAAGUAAUUUAUUAUGGAAAAGAUCCCAAAAAAAGGGUUAAAAUCGAGCCUGAAGAAAAAGAAAAAAUCCCGGCAAUCAGUACUGCAGGAGUGGAUUUCAAUGCAUUAUGGCAGUUGCAAGAUUAUCUUGAUGUCAGGUAUGUAUACUCAAAUAACAUUCAAGCUAUGCUAGAAACAUAUGGAGUUGAAGCGGCCAGAGAAACCAUCAUCAGGGAGAUAAAUCAUGUAUUCAAUUCUUAUGGAAUAUCUGUCAAUACUCGCCACCUAAGUCUUAUUGCUGACUUUAUGACCCAUACGGGUGGAUACCGAUCAAUGAGCCGACUUGGGGGCAUAGCAGAAUCAGUAUCGCCUUUUAGUAAAAUGACUUUUGAGACAGCUUCCAAGUUCAUUGUUGAAGCAGCAUACUAUGGGGAGGUGGACAAGUUAGAAACUCCAUCUGCUAGGAUCUGUCUAGGCUUGCCAGUGAAGGUGGGUACUGGAUCCUUUGAUUUGAUGCAAAAAUUGGAAAUUUGAUGUACUUGCUGUUUUUAAGAUGUGUAAAAAAAUUUUGGUCUAGUGUAUGGGACGAGUGUGUUGUGUCUUCCAAUGCAAGAAAAUUGAUUAAGUUAAGAAGCAAAUCGGGAGUUCUCUUC